AUGGAAAUCAAAUCACCCAUAAAUACACAUACAAAUACAAAUCUUCCUUCAACACAAACAGCGCAUUCUGAUAUCCCAAUGGGGGUAGAAAAUCACAAUCACACUCACAAUCACAAUCCUCACACUAACACUGGAACCGAAACCGGAACCGUAAUUGAAAGUCGCAAUGCAGUAAACACAAGCCAUUCGGAGAUUAAUACUCAACCUCCUCCUCCCUCGUACAACGCGCACGCCGAUCAGCAUUCGAGUGAAAAGAGGACUGUGGAGAAUAAUCACCAUGGAGGGAAUGAAAAUGAAACUCCGCCGCAAUUUCAAAUACGGCCGGAUGUGUUGAUGAAUGCGGAUGGGAAUGCGGGUGGAGGAGGGAAUGGGGGAGGAAAAUAUGAAGGUCAAUAUCCGGCGCCUCUCACGUCGCUGCAGAAGGAAUCGAGAUUGGUGAGGUGUCCGAGGUGUGGGGUGUGUGAGUAUACGGGGGUGGAGUGGGUUAGUGGGGGGACUGCGGAUAUCUCAGCUCUCCUUUGCUGUCUUUGUUUCUGUCUUCCGUGCGUACCGUAUCUCAUGACGAGCUUUAAGGAUGUACAUCAUAAGUGUGCAAAUUGUGGAUUCUUGGUUGCGGUUUGGAAAAGAAGUGGAAAGACGGAGGUGAGUGUUGCGGCUAGUGCGGCUGCUGCUUCUGGGAAUGCGGGUGGGGUGGGCGGUGCUGGAGGGAAGUAG
This is a messenger RNA of Botrytis deweyae, 714 nucleotides long. RefSeq lists its product as uncharacterized. The coding region runs from base 1 to 714 and encodes 237 amino acids. Lineage: Eukaryota; Fungi; Ascomycota; Leotiomycetes; Helotiales; Sclerotiniaceae. The transcript has 3 exons. Gene Ontology annotation, molecular function: zinc ion binding. The record is from RefSeq and is a predicted model, not a curated record.